CUAUUUUCAGGUCUCUCCAGAGGUGUUCGAUCGGGUUCAAGCCCAGGCUCUGGAUGGGCCUCUCAAUGACAUUCAUAGACUUGUCCCGAAGCCACUCAAUCUAAGGUCCUGGCUCUCAAGAGAAGACAGGCUACGACGGCCUCUCUCAAUAUUAAGAAUUCGCUCACUGAUUCAUUCUCUCUCUCUAGGCUACCUGCUACCCUCUCUCUCUCUCUGUGUUACCUGCUUCUCUCUCUAUCUCAUCAUCACUGUCCCUCUCUCUGACCUUCAUCACUGUCCCUCUCAGACCUUCAUCACUGUCCCUCUCUCAGACCGUCAUCACUGUCCCUCUCUCAGACCUUCAUCACUGUCCCUCUCUGACCUUCAUCACUGUCCCUCUCUCAGACCUUCAUCACUGUCCCUCUCUCAAACCUUCAUCACUGUCCCUCUCUCAAACAUUCAUCACUGUCCCUCUCUCAGACCUUCAUCACUGUCACUCUCUCAGACGUUGAUCACUGUCCCUCUCUCUGACCUUCAUCACUGUCCCUCUCUGAUUUUCAUCACUGUCCCUCUCUCAAACCUUCAUCACUGUCGCUCUCUCAAACCGUCAUGACUGUCCCUCUCUCAGACCGUCAUCACUGUCCCUCUCUCAGACCUUGAUCACUGUCCCUCUAUGACCUUCAUCACUGUCCCUCUCUCAGACCUUCAUCACUGUCACUCUCUCAGACGUUGAUCACUGUCCCUCUCUCAGACCUUCAUCACUGUCCCUCUCUGACAUUCAUCACUGUCCCUCUCUCAGACCUUCAUCCCUGUCCCUCUCUGAUUUUCAUCACUGUCCCUCUCUCAAACCUACAUCACUGUCCCUCUCUCAGACCUUCAUCACUGUCCCUUUCUCAGACCUUCAUCACUGUCCCUCUCUCAAACCUUCAUCACUGUCGCUCUCUCAAACCGUCAUGACUGUCCAUCUCUCAGACCGUCAUCACUGUCCCUCUCUCAGACCUUCAUCACUGUCCCGCUCUCAAAACUUCAUCACUGUCCCUCUCUGACCUUCAUCACUGUCCCUCUGACCUUCAUCACUGUCCCUCUCUCAAACCUUCAUCACUGUCCCUCUCUGACCUUCAUCCCUGUCCCUCUCUCAAACCUUAAUCACUGUCCCUCUCUCAAACCUUCAUCACUGUCGCUCUCUCAGACCGUCAUCACUGUCCCUCUCUGACCUUCAUCACUGUCCCUCUCUCAAACAUUCAUCACUGUCGCUCUCUCAGACCGUCAUCACUGUCCCUCUCUCAGACCUUCAUCACUGUCCCUCUCUGACCUUCAUCACUGUCCCUCUCUCAAACUUUCAUCACUGUCCCUCUCUGACAUUCAUCACUGUCCCUCUCUCAGACCUUCAUCACCGUCCCGCUCUCAAAUCUUCAUCAAUGUCCCUCUCUGACCUUCAUUACUGUCCAUCUGACCUUCAUCACUGUCCCUCUCUCAGACCUUCAUCACUGUCCCUCUCUGACCUUCAUCACUGUCCCUCUCAGACCUUCAUCACUGUCCCUCUCUCAGACCUUCACUGUCCCGCUCUCAAACCUUCAUCACUGUCCCUCUCUGACCUUCAUCACUGUCCCUCUCUCAGACUUUCAUCACAGUCCUUCUCUCAGACCUUCAUCACGGUCCCUCUCUGACCUUCAUCACUGUUCCUCUCUCAGACCUUCAUCACUGUCCCUCUCUGACCUUCAUCACUGUCCCUUUCUCAGACCUUCAUCACUGUUCCUCUCUCAGACUUUCAUCACUGUCCCUAUCUCAGACCUUCAUCACUGUCCCUCUCUCAGACCUUCAUCACUGUCCCUCUCUCAGACCUUCAUCACUGUCCCUCUCUCAUACCAUACUGGAGCUGAGUCAGCGUCCCUGCUCCCUGACACGGACAUAGAUUGUAUUUAGCCAUUGUGUGUCAUAACCUUAACAUUAUCAUUAAUAGUAUCUACAAAAGAGGUUAUCCUCAACAUUAUAAUUCAUAGUAUCUACAACAGAGGUUAUCUUCAACAUUAACAUUCAUAGUAUCUACAACAGAGGUUAUUCUCAACAUUAUAUUUCAUAGUAUCUACAACAGAGGUUAUCUUCAACAUUAACAUUCAUAGUAUCUACAACAGAGGUUAUUCUCAACAUUAUCAUUCAUAGUAUCUAUAUAACAGAGGUUAUCGUCAACAUUAACAUUCAUAGUAUCUAUGGAAGGUUAUUCUCAACAUGAUCAUUCAUAGCAUCUAUAUAACAGAGGUUAUCGUCAACAUUACUAUUCAUAGUAUCUAUAUGAGGUUAUUCUCAACAUUAUCAUUCAUAGUAUCUAUAGAAGGUUAUUCUCAACAUGAUCAUUCAUAGUAUCUAUAUAACAGAGGUUAUCGUCAACAUUACUAUUCAUAGUAUCUAUAUGAGGUUAUCCUCAACAUUAUCAUUCCUAGUUAUGCUCCAACCAUGGAGAGAUAUAGGUUACCAUUCUCCUACUGAUCUGUUUCUCCCACUAGGUCUAUUACAUGUUUUUAUUAGAUCCAUGGUAUGUUACUGAACAACUACUAUUAGGCUAUAACAUGGAAUUAGAAGAUUGCCUGUCCUUAACCCCCACUGGGCACACUGGUUGAAUCAACAUUAUAUCCCUGUCAUUGAAAUUAAAUUACAUUGCAAAGUAGAAUAUAAUUGAAUUCUGUGCCCAGUGGGCCACUUUUUCACAGUUUAGUCAUGUAACCACAUUUUAAAUGACAGGAAGUUGAGAUUCUUUUGAUUUCACAGUGUGUAGACAGACCUAUGAUCAUUAUUAGCAGCAGUUCGAGACGAAUGUUUGAAGCCCUGUAGCAUAGCCCAUUAUGUACAGUCCAGUUCUCUACAGUUCUAGGUGUUGGAUUUCAGUCUGAUAAAAUGGGAAUUUCCGAUAUCGUUAGAUAGUCUUUGUUUUUGCUCUUAGUUGUUUGUAUAUCUGUUAUCGCACCGCUCCACUCUGGCGGGGGUCCGUCCGACGCUGCAGUUAUUUUUUACAGAGCGCGCAAGGAACCUCCACUUGUCCUACGUCACAACACGUAACGUUACACGGGUUUCUUCUCUUUCUGCUGCAGAGUUGAAACAAGGUGUCGGGUUAAGACGGCACGACUAUAAAGGAGAGGGGCAGGCAGGCUGGACACAACCAAAUAGAUAGACCGUCUGAAAGUAAGGAGAAUAUCGGAAUUUUUAGGCUAAACACAUCUCAACUUUUUAUUCCCAGCGGUGCAUUGUGUUUCCAAACGAUGUUCUCUUUAAUAUGUAUUUAAAUGGAUAACCAAUAGUUCAUGUAUUAAUAUGGGAAUUGUAUUUUUCCCUUGUUCGUUUCUGUUAAUUGGAAAUAGUUUAUUUAUUUUCUAUGUUUGCGUUGCAAAGUGGAUUGUAUUUACCACGAAGAUGGAUAAAUGUCUGAUUUGAUCAUAUCUGUACUUUUAGGUGUUGAAACAACGAGUGGCAGAAUGACGGUUUGUUGUGAGUCGUGUGAAAGUCCAUGGAGCAGUGAGCGCUGCUCCUCUCAUCUGUUCAGCGGGGAGACAGAAAGCCGCCUGGGACUCUGCAAGAGAUUCAGGUCUACUAAGGGAGCGUCUAAAGCCAGGAGGGACCAGAUCAACUCUGAGAUCAGGAACAUGAGAACUCUGCUCCCCAUCCCUCAGGAGGACCAGGACAGACUGUCAUACCUCCACAGCAUGGCGGUUAUCACAGCAUACAUCAGGAAGAGCUUUCUGUAUAAGGGAUUAUCAGCUGAUCAGAGUCGUCUCUCCUCUUCCUCCUCCUAUCCUCUGUACGAGACCUUCCUCCCAGCCGUGCAAGGUUUCAUUCUGAUCCUCUCCUCCCGGGGCAGGCUGGUCUACGUCUCUGAGAACGUCUCUGAUUACCUGGGGCUCUCCAUGGUUGAUGUUCUUCAGGGAGACACAUUCUAUGACCUGGUGGAGAGUCAGGACGUGGAGACAGUUAGAUCUAACCUGGAGACAGACAACACAACGUCAACUGCAGAGAGGAGUUUUGUGUGUCGGAUGCACACCUCCAAGGCCUUCAGACUAGAGUACGGUAACUGCUGUUCUAUAAUGGUCCGAGGACGCUACCAGACCAUCCCACAAUCCCCCCAGUCCACGCCCACAUCCUCCCCAGACCGUGGCCGAUCUGGCCUCCCUGUGGAGAGGGUGUUCUUGGCUCUCUGCACACCCACAGUGAACCACCUGGGCAACAGAAUCUUCUCCUCCUGCUCCUCCUCCUUCACCAGCCUCCAUAGACCAGACAUGAGCUUCAGUCACCUGGACGAAAGUGUUGUGUUUUACUUGGGCUACUCAUCGGAGGAGCUGAUUGGUCGAUCGUGGUACAGCCUCCUCCACCCUGAAGACCUCUCCUUGAGUGCCUACUCACAUAAGAGUCUGAUGCAGGCAGACGAGGGUAGGCAGGUGGAGAUGGUUCUGAGGCUCCAACACAGCGACCUCUCAUGGUCCUGGAUCUACACUAGAGCCGCUAAGCAUUCUGGGAACCAGGAAUUGAGCUGCUGUAACUACAUUAUCAGUGAAACAGAAGCCAUGUAUCUGAGGAAAAACAUCCACAGCGAUGCUUUCAGAGCCUCUCCUCCUCAGCCCUACUGCCCCUCUCCCACCCCCCAGCUGACCCAGAGCUGUUGCCCCACCAGGGACCUAAAGAGACAGAGAGAAUUCAGCCAGUGCAGUAGUAUAUCUGAGACUGAGAACAGGUCUAAGACCAGUAGGAGACAGAGAGCAGAGUCUAAUGCUGUGUUCUACGUGACAUCAUGUAGCUCCUCCUCCCAGGCCUCACCUGUCGCCGCCUUCUCCACCCCUCCCUACAGCCCCACCUCCUCCCACUACAACUCCUCCCUCUCUCCAGCACAGCAGGACGACACCAGCUCUGACUCUCUGUUGGAUGUGUAUGGCUACACAGAGAACUUAACCUCCUACUACCAUUGCCCUGAGGGAGGGACUGAGGUAGGGACUGGGCCUUCCUGCCUCCUCUCCCCCUCUAGGUCCUUCCAGCCCGGCUCGGAGCAGUCCUUCCACCAGGGUAUCUUCAGCCAGACUGACGCAUUCUCUCCUCAGUCCUGCCCUUCUUCUCCCCAGCAUGAUUGCCCAGCAUGCCCUGCUGAUGCCCGGCUGGUCCCUGACUGUCUAUCUGUAUCAGACCUGUUAGAGAGUUCAGCAGACUGCCCCAUCACCAUCCAUACUGAAGACUACAGCCUCUCGGUUCAGCCACAAGGUGGUGCCACCAGUCCAUACAGCCUCUCGGUUCAGCCACAAGGUGAUGCCACCAGUCCAUACAGCCUCUCGGUUCAGCCACAAGGUGGUGCCACCAGUCCAUACAGCCUCUCUGUUCAGCCACAAGGUGAUGCCACCAGUCCAUACAGCCUCUCGGUUCAGCCACAAGGUGAUGCCACCAGUCCAUACAGCCUCUCGGUUCAGCCACAAGGUGAUGCCACCAGUCCAUACAGCCUCUCGGUUCAGCCACAAGGUGAUGCCACCAGUCCAUACAGCCUCUCGGUUCAGCCUCUAGGUGGUGCCACCAGUCCAUACAGCCUCUCGGUUCAGCCACAAGGUGAUGCCACCAGUCCAUACAGCCUCUCGGUUCAGCCACAAGGUGAUGCCACCAGUCCAUACAACCUCUCGGUUCAGCCACAAGGUGGUGCCACCAGGACAUACCAGAGCCACCAUAUACCUCAAACUGUCGCUCCUCCUAUUGGAGGCCUGCUGACCCCUAACCCCUCCCCGACCUCCGACCUCUCCUUCCUCUACAGUGACAGAGACAAGGUAGAGAUCAGUAUCCUAGCCCAGCAGAUCUCCUCUCUGGCCUCCAGCUUCGACCUGUUCAACACCCUGAGCCCCAUCCAGACCCCACGUCAGCCCAGCUCAGAACCCCUUCCCUGGGCACAGCUCCCAGGCCACUCCCCUGUCCCCCUCCGCAUCAAGCCAGAGCUGGUCCUGGAUGAGGGAGUGUUUGAUAGUCUCCUGAAGGAUCUGAGCAUGGUUCAGGGACCUGGGAGUCUGUCUCACUGCUACCAACCUCAGGACCCUUCCACCCUGGCUCUGUCUUCUCUAGUGGACCCUCUAUCCAUGGAGCAGUCAUCCCGCUCUCUCUCCCUCCCCCUGGAACUCCCCUCAUCCCUCUCUCUCUCCCUCCCCCUGCAACACCCCUCGUCCCCCUCUUUCUCCCUCCCCCUGGACCCAUUUCACCCUAACCUGGAUCCCUUCUCUCUGAGGACAAGCUGUCAUAAUCAGACCUCUGAGUUGCAUCAACUCAACCUGCCCCACAGUCUGCAUCAAGAUGGGCUUGUUGAAGAAUCCAUGUACUGAUGUGAGUCUAAAUAGACUUACAGUACUAGCCCUCGUAUGGCAUAUUGUCAUGACUACCAAGUCUUCCAGCCAGAGUCCAAAAUGAAGACUUUUAAAAUAAUAAAUACCAUUUAAAGACUUCUACAAUAUUUAGUAGUUGGUACUUUUCAAGGGAGCAUGUUUCCCAAAUAUCUAUUAUUUUUGUAAAUUAAAUUGUGAUGAGAGGAAGUGAAUGUUAUCCAGUGGACCAAACUGCUGAGGAGCUUGUUACUAUGUUGUUGUUGUGUUAACUAUAUUGAUACCUGUUGAAUGCUGUAAUUCACCAUCUGUGUUGAUGAUGAUGUUGUCCUGAUUCUGGUAGCAUUGUACUGCACUGUUACCAUCUAGAAAACUGACGAUCAGAUAUGUAGAAUUGAUGUUUCUGUGAAUGUCGAGGGACCGUGAUGAUGAUUUACUACUGAGCACUUUCUGGAUGUGUUUGAGCUUUUUGAGAUAAUGUCACAUGUGGGACGCGACGUGGAGACCUCCUCCCAGAGGAGGUUGAAGCAGAAUAGUAGAUUCUAAAAUGCGACCCAAAUGACACACAAUUCCCUGUAUAGUGCACUACUUUUGACCAGAGCCCUAUGGAGAUAUAGGGUGCCAUUUGAGAAACAUCCAUAGGUGUUAAAAAGAUAAUGAAGUAACUACCUCAGUAAUGCCACUACAUUCAUUCCUAGCCUGAAACUACUGUUUAGUAAGUGUGUGUAUUUAUUGGUAGAGUUGACUGUUAUACAUAUUGUUUCAUUCCCGUGUUUGUCUACUAGUUGUGCUACUGAAAACUCUUUGUUUGUAACCAUUGGUAACCAUUAUUCAGUACAUUUGUCUUGAAUACAUAUGUUGUGUUGAUAAAAUUAUGCUUGGUUGGAUGUAAUUGUACAAAAGCAAAGUAUUUUUGCAAUUGGUUUUCAAAUUUUUAAAAUGCAAGUUAUUAAAACGCAUAAAAUAUGAUUGUGAUAUCUUAGUUAUGACAAAAUAAAAAAGCUACAAGACAAGAUAUGAUCACAA
Oncorhynchus mykiss (rainbow trout) is the source of this 7325-nucleotide messenger RNA. RefSeq names its product neuronal PAS domain protein 4 like (gene npas4l). Gene Ontology annotation, biological process: regulation of transcription by RNA polymerase II. The record is from RefSeq and is a predicted model, not a curated record. Gene Ontology annotation, molecular function: DNA-binding transcription factor activity, RNA polymerase II-specific; protein dimerization activity; RNA polymerase II transcription regulatory region sequence-specific DNA binding. NCBI's taxonomy places the organism in Eukaryota, Metazoa, Chordata, Actinopteri, Salmoniformes, Salmonidae.